Molecule: messenger RNA, 308 nt
Organism: Staurois parvus
Lineage: Eukaryota; Metazoa; Chordata; Amphibia; Anura; Ranidae
Source: the annotation of a GenBank genome assembly
AGUGCCUAGUAGUACCACCCACCAGUGCCCAGCAAUGCCACCCAUCAGUGCUGCCCAGCAGUUGCACCCAGCAGUGCCAUCAGUCAGUGCCACCAUCUGUGCCACCAGUCAGUGCCGUCAGUCAGCGCCAUCCAUCAGUGUCACCCAUCAGUGCCGCCUAUCAGUGCCCAUCAGUGCCGCCUAUCAGUGCCCAUCAUUGCUGCAUAUCAGUGCAGCAUCAUCAGUGCCUCCUCAUCAAUGCCCACCACUGCUGCCUCACCAGUGCAGCCUAUAAGUUCCCAUCAGUGUUGCCUAUCCGUGCCACCUCA